GGAAGCGGCGUGAUGUCAUGUCCGGGUUCCGUUGGCUGCGUCGGGACGGUGGGCCCCGCGGCAAGAUGGCGGACCUGUCUCUGGACGAGCUGAUCCGGAAGCGCGGCGUGACGGUGAAGGGGAGGCUUAACACAAGACCAGUGUUUGGAGGCGUGAGGUCUCGCGUUGGGAUCCAGCAAAAUCUUCUGAACAGACCAUCGCCAGCUGUCAGCUUCCAGCGGACAUUUGAUGCCCGACAGAAGAUAGGACUCACUGAUGCCCGACACAAACUGGGGGUUAAAGAUGCCCGUGAAAAACUGGUUCAAAAGGACGCUCGGUUCAAAAUCAAAGGGAAGGUGCAGGAUGCUCGAGAGAUGUUGAAUUCCCGUAAACAGCAGAGUGUUGCUGCUGAAAAGGUGACCAAAGUGGUGGAUGCCAGAGAGAAGAUCAGCUUAAAAAGGAGCGUUCCAGCUGCUAUCAGCCCAACUAUGGGGACAGUAAAUCCAGCCAUGAAAAUCACCAAAACUAUCCAACAGAAAGCUCCAGUUCCUGGCCACUCUCAUCCAUCUGGAAUGAGGAUCAAUGUGGUGAACAACCAUACGCACAAACAGGGUCUGUAUGACACAGAAGAUGAUGAUGAAAGUGUCUCUCCCCUUACUAGCAAACAGAUGAAAAUCACCACUACAAACAGUUUCCUGCACAACGCGGCAAGGAAGGGAAGCUUUCUGCUGCUUCUAGAGACUGGACAACAUCAAAGCAGGAACUCUCUUGUGAUGCAAAAUCUUAAUUGGCAGCACGUUGGGGAGUCCUGUUGCUCUGGAGAAGAUGGAAAUUCAACACAGGCUGGGCUGAGUGGCAAUAAAUUCUCUCUGUCCAAGACUGUUCCUCUCACUAAAGUGGUCCAGAAUGAUACAUACACAGCUCCACCUGCACCUCCCUCUCCUAUGCGGACGAAGGCCUUGACAAACAUGUCCCGAACCUUAGUGACAAAGGAGGAACCUCCAAAGGAACCAGCACCUGUUGAGCUGGCAUUCAGUCCUUUGGAAGGCACAAAGAUGACCGUAAACAAUCUGCACCCCCGAGUCACAGAGGAAGACAUUGUUGAGCUGUUCUGUGUGUGCGGCGCUCUGAAGCGAGCCCGGCUGGUUCACCCUGGAGUGGCUGAGGUAGUAUUUGUGAAGAAAGAAGAUGCUAUCACAGCAUAUAAGAAAUACAACAACAGGUGCUUAGAUGGUCAACCAAUGAAAUGCAAUCUUCAUAUGAAUGGGAAUGUCAUCACUUCAGACCAGCCUAUACUGCUCCGAUUGAGUGAUACCCCUUCAGUGAAGAAGGAAGGAGAACCACGCCGGUCAAGUGCAAGUGCCUCCUCAAAUCCCCCAGCUGAGGUGGACCCUGACACUAUCUUGAAGGCACUCUUCAAAUCCUCAGGGGUCUCUUCCUCUGUGCAGCCCACAGAAUUCAAAAUUAAACUCUGAGAAGGGGGAGUAAGCAGUGGACUGGAAAAUUGAAGUUGGGGAAUAAGAAAAGUGCAGGAGUGCAGAUGUUAUUUACAUUUGCCUGCCUUGAAAUUUGUUUUCUAUGAUCUCUACCUUAUUGUACAGUAGUGUUUCCUCUUGUGUGUGUACUUUCUGUUUUCAUAGUUGGAGUUUUCUUCCACGGUAUUUUUUCCAAAAGAGUAAUCUCCCCAUUCUGCCAGUAAUGUAUUACCAAGCAUAUACCAUGUAACUCCCUCCUUUACUCCAAAGCCCCUAGUGGCCAUUAAAGUGCACAUAGACUUGGAGGGAAGGAGUAGUGAUCUCCUUCUCUUUUCUUCUGACUGACCUUUAACUGAAAAGUGCAUCCCCUUGAUUAUCAACAGGCAAGAACACCACACUGUUUCUGCAAAUGCUGCAUGGGGUACAAAGUCAGGUGUGGCUCUGUACAGGAAGGACCAUCUUGCAUCUUUGCCUUGUAUGCAUUCAGUAGCAUACUGCUUCAUUCUGGCUGUCGGAUAUUUUUCUGCUCAGCAGCUGUUACAUUGAGAAGAAGUGUGAAAAACUGAGCUUCCCACUGUGUAUACAAGCCAGCGGAGGCAGCAAGAGCAUAGGAACAUGUUCCAUUGUGCUGUGGGAGGGAAGCUUCAACUCUGGUAAUGGAGAGAGGUGGGGGGAAGAAAAGGCUCUGGCAUCUGGACAAGGAAUGUAUUUGCCUCUUGGGGUCUGGCCCAGUUGCUCUCUUCUUUCUGGACUGAAAAAUAAGAACCAGUCUUGUGUUCAGAGCUAGAGAAAUCCAAGUGUUUCACUCCUAGUAGGCUACUGCAUCCUCCUACUGAUGCAGGGGUGUUAAAUUUUUUUUUCUUACUUUUUAGUCUCUUAGAGAAGAGCUGGGGCCUUUUUCAGAUACUAAUACACGGGAAGCAGUCUUUUCUUGUGCCUGAGAACUCACUUCUUCGAGGGAUGUCACUUGGGCAGUGUUUGACCUCUGUGCAGGGGUGCUGCUCCGUGCAUGGGUUUGAGGAAUGAUGCUGCACCUGUGGCUUCAGGGAGAGGCUUGGAGGCAGAGCAGUUAGCCCUGUGUAAGGAACACAUAGGAGGGGGGUGUUAAGUCCCAUGUAGAGCAGUAAGGGUGUACUUUAGGCCAGUGAGCAUCCAUGAGGAAGCCAGAGGCCACUAGGUGGCAAUUGAAAUGCGUCCUUUGUUAGUACAGCAUUAUUGCCAUGGAUAUUUGAAGUCCCAGUAGCUCCAUUCGUUUGUUCAAAUUGUGUUAUAAGAGAAGAAAGCAAAUAGUCACUUCCAGAAUCUGGUUGGGGUUUGAACUUGAUCCUUCUAGCUAGGAGACUAACCUAAUCCAUUCUGUUCAGCUCCACUGAACUUUAAUGAGCUCUGUAACUCUUGUAGGUCCAGAUUCCAUUUAUUUGUCAACCCCCACGUUUCUUUUUCUUUCUUGUUCUGUAUUAACUCUUUGCUCAAUCUAGCUUGCGCAAACCAUUCCUCUGUCUCACUGUAUCCCUUUUGGCCAUGGAAGUAACCGAGGACUUGGCAGGACUUGUUUUUUUGGAGUAUUCUUUGGUUUGGAAGCCAAUUAUGCCAUUAUUGGUAGGGUGCUUUGUGUGAACAGCAAAUGUUUGUAGGAGAGGGGACCUAAGACUGCUAUUCUCCUUUUGGUUGGUUGUUUUUUUUUUUUUUUAGAUUGCCCAUCAAACAUCUGUGUUUUAUUAAAAAAACUAAAACUGGGGGGGAGGGUAAGGAAACUAAGGGUUGGAGAAGAUAAUGUAUUACCUGUUUCUGAAUAAACGUUUGUUAUACAGAUA
Apus apus (common swift) is the source of this 3268-nucleotide messenger RNA. RefSeq names its product DNA polymerase delta interacting protein 3 (gene POLDIP3). The coding region runs from base 18 to 1454 and encodes 478 amino acids. Gene Ontology annotation, cellular component: nucleus. Lineage: Eukaryota; Metazoa; Chordata; Aves; Apodiformes; Apodidae. The transcript is spliced from 10 exons. The record is from RefSeq and is a predicted model, not a curated record. Gene Ontology annotation, molecular function: mRNA binding. Gene Ontology annotation, biological process: mRNA export from nucleus.